GACCUUUUCUUCACAUCUUUCACAAAGACAAUUUAGCAUUUCCGUUUGUAUAUCAAACCAUAGAUAUGCUAUUCAUAAUUAUGAGUAGAAUAAUAAUUUUUAUGUGUAGUAUAUGUGUUUAAGGAAAUGCAGCACAUGCGAGAAUCAAAUAUUCACUAAUAAUCUACAUAAAGGCGGAUGGAGAGCUGCUGUUUUUUUUUUUUUUGGUUUUUUUUUCAUACGUCAUCACUGCGCGCCUCGAACAAACCGCUACUACCGCUGGCGCGUAAACACAGAUGUGAGGCAUGGAUCAGAGUGGACUCAACCUCGUCAAGGUGCACGGAGGUGGUGGUUAUGACUCGGAUUUCAGUGAUGAUGAAGGUGGAGGAGGCUCAUCACAACAUGGAGGGAAGAGGGCACGUGAAGAUGAGCUGUUGCAGAAGCCGUUCCAGAGAGGGAAGCGCGCCAAGGUCGCUCACAGAAAUGUGGCUGCGGAUGAAUGGGACAGGGAAGAGGCCAGAAAUCGUCGCCACCAUCUCAUAUCAAUGAAUGCUUUUGACAGGCAUAAGAAGUUUGUCAGCGACUACAUACUGUACUAUGGAGGAAAGCUGGAGGACUUAAAAAGAUCCACGGCAAAAGACAAGACGGAUCUCGACGUGGUGAGAGAAAAUCAUCGCUUCCUCUGGAGAGACGAGGAUGAGGAAGAUAUGACGUGGGAGAAAGAGCUUGCAAAGAAGUACUAUGACAAGCUCUUCAAGGAGUACUGUAUUGCUGACCUCAGCAGAUACAAAGAAAACAAGUUUGGAUUCAGAUGGCGCAUUGAAAGUGAAGUAAUAUCUGGAAAAGGCCAGUUUCUGUGUGGGAAUAAGCGCUGUGAGAAGAAUGAGGGCUUGAAGAGCUGGGAAGUGAAUUUUGCUUAUGUGGAACAGAACGAGAAGAGGAACGCUCUGGUGAAACUGCGUCUCUGUCCAGAAUGUUCCUUCAAACUGAACUACCAUCACAAGAGGAAAGAGGUCAAGGUUAAGAAGAAAUGCAGACCAGAAGGGAAUGGAGAUGAGUCACAGGCCAAGAAGACCAAGCGCAAGUCUAAACACAAACGCAAAGAGAAACACAAACACAAAAAGAGGCGAAAAGAGGACUCUUCCUCAAGUUCUGAAGAUUCCCAUGGGUCCGCGAAAGACUUGGAAAGUGAAGAAGAGGCUGAAGGUCCAUCAGAGUCGGAGUUCUGGAAAGGUCCAGCCCCUGCUCUGGAGGAGAAAUCACGGGAAGAGGAGUUUGAUGAAUACUUCGAGGGCAUGUUUUUAUGAGCAGGGGACUUGGCUGACCAUCCAAAAGAUUGUUCCCACAAUGCUUAUGUACAGAGUGAAUAAAAUGCGCACUGCUUUGUCAUGAAGUUAAAACAGUUUACGUGUACAGUGUUCAAGGAACAUGUCAAUUUAUACAAACUCAUAAGCAGCUGUGCAAGGUUCUACUUCAGGGUUCUCCUUCGUGGAGGGAGUGUCAGACUGCACCGAUUUAAUAACUGCUUUAACCAAUUAUGUGUAAUGUGUGAUAAAUAUGCUACUAAUAUUAUAUGUUGAAUGUUCUGUGUUUUUAUAUUAUUUUUAAAUAAUUAAUGUUUAUUUUAGUAAUUGGUAGCAGGCUGUUUGAAACAAGGUGAAGGGACGAAUUUGGGGCUUCAAUUAUUAAACAUGAACGCAGUAUAUCAAAUAUUUCUCUCACAGGCUGAACAGUGAAAAUCAUUGUGUCCAUAACCAUCACUUGUGCUCACGCUCACACACACACACACAUGAAGGUGAAUAUUCUGCCCACUUAAUAAUCAGAAUGUCUAGACACCAAACAAACUCAUUUAAAGCUCUUUGCACUGUAACGGUUUGUGUUUUGAACAGCAUGUCUGACCUUUAGAGUAAGGAAGUUUCAGAGUUUGACUGAAACAAGCUGUCUCAGGCCACCAGCAACCUGAGCCUCUUUACUGUGAGAUGAUCCAGCUUUACUAGAUAAUCCCUGAGAUGAUAGAGAUGUCUUGGUACCGUCCAAGUCCUCCCAGUUCUCCAUGUGUCCUUUGACAGAAAUAGCUAAGUAUACAGUAUGUGUGAAAAGGCCAGUAGAAUGAGUGUCAUAAGUGUGAGAGAGUGGAUCUUCAGGACAUUGGAGAUCUUUGAACCGUGAAUUCACUUGUUUAUUGAUAGUAUGUUUUAUAGCAACUUGUACAUGUGUCAGUCUGUGAGGUAAGAGGACAUUGGAUAUAAAAUCUUUCUUUCAAUAUUACAUUGGUCGGUCAUAUGUUCUGUCAGAUCUGGUUUAAGAGGUAUUAAAAGUAGUGCUGUUUGAACCAUUGUAGGAAACGUAUUCAUGUGAAGGCCUUUAUAAUGAAAAGAAGCAGCAUUGGCCUCUUAUUAGAUUAAAGGUCUAUAUUGAUUUACAAUCUAAUUGUUGUUGUUCUCAUUGCAAAACCAGACAGGGUGUUCCUGAUAUUAUGGACAACAAUGAGAUUACAUAUCUGUAUUCAGACCUAGUAAGAUGUGAGCAAAGUACUACUGUAGGUUCUAUAUAACACAGGAAUAGCUCCUGUCAUUUGUUUUACAUAAGCAGAACCGUCAAGAUUAAACUUAAAUGAACUCAAGCUUCCCCUCAAGCCCUAAAUGAUCUUACAACAUUUCAGUUCUGUCAGUACUUGCUUGAUCCUACACAGUUUUUUUAUUAACACUUUCAGAAUAUCCAUCUUAAUAAGCUAGAUCAUGUGAUAUGAGAUAUGUGCAAGACCACUUAGCUCUAUCAGUCUAGAUGUGCUUUAAUUAGAGCCAACUGCACAUUGACAUCAUUCAUCAUAUUGUUAGAAUCUCAAUGCAUUAUUAAUCACUAAGAACUAUCAGGCCCUCUGCAUCCAUGACAAUUCUUGAAAAUUCGUGCAUCACACUGAAGUAACCCUUCAAAAUGUUUCACUAACAUCAGUCAAGUUCUGGCCUUGAACCUUUACAUCAAGUCAUUUUGAAAUGGUCUUUAAAAAUGUAUUAGGCAAAAAGAAAAAAAAACACAAGUUGCCUCUUCAUUGUUACUUUCUCCAACACUUCUCACUGUUUAAACAAAUUAAUGUAUUUUUUAUAUAAAUAUAUAUUUCAUAUAUAAAUAUGAUGAACUCACUAAUGAAGUAUUAUUGACAGCAUUUUAAAAAAAAACUUUGAUCUCUUAAAUAAUUCCAUGUUAUUAUUUAGCUGUUAUAUUGCAACUUUUGCGAUAAUUACCGGAAGAACUGAAAUCUGUCCAUCUUAAAUCUGUUAAAAGCUAGUGAUACAUGAAAGAAACACCAAACAAUAUCCAGACUGUACAUUAUUUUCCAGUUUUGCUGUGGUGUUCUGUGUUAUUUUCAGAAUCAGCCCUUUCAUCUGUAAUAGAUUUAGAGUUUUUGUUUUUUUUGUCAAAGAAUUACAGAAAGGGAAAAACAACCAAAAAUGGUGAAUCCUGAGGUCCAAAAACCUCCACCUGGUUAAAAAAAACCUUCCACCUGCUGUCACAUGUAACUGGUUGGUCAAGCUCUUUGUCCAAUGGUUCUUUUUAAAAUAUGGUGCACGUUUUAGACUUCCCUCCUUCAGUAACUUCUGGUAUAGGGAAAGACAGACAGGAAAAAGAGGGUAAGGGUUAGAGCAAACAAAUUAAAUGUUCUUACCAUCACAUGGAAGUCCCUUGAUUAAUAAAAAAAAUUAUGGCUGUU
This is a messenger RNA of Ictalurus furcatus (blue catfish), 3688 nucleotides long. RefSeq names its product FRA10A associated CGG repeat 1 (gene fra10ac1). Gene Ontology annotation, biological process: dephosphorylation. Lineage: Eukaryota; Metazoa; Chordata; Actinopteri; Siluriformes; Ictaluridae. Bases 285 to 1286 code for a protein of 333 amino acids. The record is from RefSeq and is a predicted model, not a curated record. The transcript is spliced from 14 exons. Gene Ontology annotation, molecular function: phosphatase activity.